AUGUUAGGUCAUAUUCCUCCUGUAACAAAGGCUUACUUAACUAUAGCAACAAUAGUAAUGGUCCUAUGUACAUUAGAUAUAUUGUCUCCAUUUAAUUUAUAUUUAAAUUGGUUAUUAAUUACACGUGAAUAUCAAUUUUGGAGACUAAUUACAUGUUUCUUCUUCUUUGGGAAUUUUGGCUUGCAUUUUUUUUGGAAUGCUUAUGUAUUAAUAUUUUAUUGCUCAUCUCUGGAAGAAGUUGUAUUUCAUAGUAGAUCUGCAGAUUUUCUUUGGAUGUUAUUAACCUGUUCUUGUAUGCUUUUGUUACUUUCUUAUUUUUUUGGAGCAGGAUAUUUCUUUAGUGGAGCUAUUAUUAAUGUAAUGACAUAUAUAUGGGGUCGUAGAAAUCCAUCUACAAGAAUGUCAGUAUUUUUCUUUACAGUUAAAGCACCAUAUUUACCUUGGGUUCUAAUGGGAACAGCCUUAUUAAUUGGUUGGAGACCAUGGGAUAAUUUAAUGGGUAUUAUUGUUGGGCAUACAUAUUAUUUUUUUGAAGAUAUAUUUCCAUUUAUGCCUAUUUCAAAAGGUUUCAAAUUACUUAAAACUCCAAAAAUAUUAUGUAAAUUAUUUAAACAAAGAACUGAUGAAUAUAAUAGGCAAAUAUAUUGA
Molecule: messenger RNA, 648 nt
Organism: Cryptosporidium muris RN66
Lineage: Eukaryota; Apicomplexa; Conoidasida; Eucoccidiorida; Cryptosporidiidae
Product: Der1-like family protein
Exons: 1
Coding region: 1-648 (215 amino acids)
Biological process (GO): endoplasmic reticulum unfolded protein response
Cellular component (GO): Hrd1p ubiquitin ligase ERAD-L complex; endoplasmic reticulum membrane
Molecular function (GO): misfolded protein binding; ubiquitin-specific protease binding
Source: RefSeq, a predicted model, not a curated record